Molecule: messenger RNA, 2085 nt
Organism: Centropristis striata (black sea bass)
Lineage: Eukaryota; Metazoa; Chordata; Actinopteri; Perciformes; Serranidae
Exons: 16
Coding region: 106-1659 (517 amino acids)
Biological process (GO): proteolysis
Cellular component (GO): cytoplasm
Molecular function (GO): metalloaminopeptidase activity; manganese ion binding
Source: RefSeq, a predicted model, not a curated record
UACCCGAUCAUGUGAUCAAUGGGAGAGGGCUGAAGGGAAGGAGUCGUUGAAAUCGGCUAUCAGCUGUCUCUUUCACCCUGAAGACACCGGAGGAGGAGGACCAAAAUGUGCACCAGCGUCCAGCCUAUUGAAUGGACCACUGACCUCAAAAACCACAAUUUUGAUGGCAUCGUGUUGGUGACCCAGAGCCAUGACACGCUGCCCUCUGAGCUCGAGUGUCUGAAAGCUCCACUGCAGGACUACAGCUCUGUGGACAGCGGUCUGGGGGAGGAGGUGGUGGUCCUGAAGGUCCCUGGUCUCCCUGGUAACCGCCUGGUGUUUGCCUCUACGGGCCCGGUAAACCGUGACUAUGAUGAUGUCAGGCGCUUCAGUGAUGCAGCGGUCAACGGCAUGAAGCGGGCCUUGAAAACGGGCAUGCAGCGCCCCCUGUUGGUCUGCCCCACACACAAGGACUACAAGAACAGCACGAUGGUGGCUGCACUCGGGGCCCUUCAUGCUCUCUACAUGCCCCUGGAAGUGAGGGAAGGGAAUGUAAAGCCCAGCGACUACAAGGUGUGUGCUCUGGGUCUGUGGGCAGCUCAGGAGGCUCAGGGAAAGAGACUGGUGGAGCUCGCUGAUGCUCUGGAGAGUGGCCGACUGGCGUGUCGUGACAUUGGCGGCUCAGACCCUGAACGUAUGGCUGCUCCUCGUGUGGCCGAUUACGUCCAGGAACUCUUUAAGGACAGCCCUGUGAAGGUCGAAGUGCUGAGCGACGUGAAAGUUCUGGAGAAAGAGUAUCCCUGUCUGGCUGCUGUCAACCGCUGUGCCAACAGUGUUCCCCGUCACCAGGGCAGAGUCAUCAAGCUGCAGUACUGCGGAGAGGGACCAGUCCAAAAGACGCUCAUGUUGGUGGGAAAGGGCAUCACCUAUGACACUGGUGGAGCCGACAUCAAGGCCGGUGGUUUCAUGGCCGGGAUGCACAGAGACAAGUGUGGAGCUGCUGCUGUGGCCGGCUUCUUCCAGAUUUUAGCCAAACUGAAGCCAAAACACCUGAAGGUUAUCGGCUCCAUGGCCAUGGUGAGGAACAGUGUUGGCUCAGACUGCUAUGUUGCUGAUGAGCUGGUGGUUUCCCGUGCGGGUCGCAGAGUGAGAGUGGGAAACACUGAUGCAGAGGGACGCAUGGCAAUGGUCGACCUGCUCUGUGAGAUGAAGGAGAAGGCGGUGCGUGAGACUUCUCCUCAGCUGUUUACUAUCGCUACUCUGACUGGCCACGCCAUCAGAGCCAUGGGACCCAACUACUCCAUCAUCAUGGAUAACGGACCGGCUCAUCGCAAUGCAAAUGCUGCUCAAUGGCAGAAAGCUGGAGAGGCGUUGGGCGAUGUGUUCGAGGUGUCCAGUAUCAGACGAGAGGACUACGACUUCCACAAGGGAAAGUCAGAGUACGAGGAUAUUCUGCAGUGCAACAACUUGCCGUCCUCCGCUACACCUCGUGGACAUCAGACCCCUGCAGCUUUCCUCAUCAUGGCCUCGGGGCUUGACAAGCACGGUGUGGAUUCUAGCUCACCUCUGCCGUACUCCCACAUCGACAUCGCUGGGUCCAGUGGUCCUUUCCCCGGUGUCCCAACAGGAGCCCCCAUCCUCGCUAUGGCAACCAACUACAUCCUGUCUGACAGUUUGUAAAGGGUCGCCCAGUAGAGGAAAACCUUGGCCUCUACAAUCAAUGCCAACACAACUUUAGAACCGUCCAAAAAUAAAGUCCCUGCCACAACACGUAAUGCAAAAUGUGCAAUUUUACAAGUCCAACAUUCCUUUAUACCUCAGAUUGCUUUUCUGCAAAAAUGUUCUCUGCUCUCUUUUCUAAGAUCUUGUCACAUACACAUCCUGCCUACACCAAGUGUCAUGACCCUGCUGUUAAGUGGCCUGUAUCAGUAUUUACUAGGGGGUUGAAUGGCAGUAUAAGAAUACCAUCCUUUUUAUAUCUGUGUCUGUGUGUGUAUGUGUGUGUGUGACAAACCAAGGACGCGGUUGUGUGAUUAGUGAUGCUGUGUGCCAGUCAAACCAAGCACUUCUCCUUGAUUAAUAAAAUAAAAUUUCAAUUUAAAGUGA